AUUUCGUGUUGAUGUCUAUUGCGAAAGGAGUGUAAACAAGUUUGUCUCAGGUGCGAUGUUGUAUUCAACUUGGUUUUGAUAUAAUGCUUUGUUUGUUGAAGUGUACGUAAAUUUUCAUGAAAGUUUUUACUGAACACAAUGGGAAGUACCGAUAAAGGAAUUAUUACCGGGUUUAUAUGUAGACUUUGUUCUAAAGUGAAUCGAUACGUAAUUCAUAUUUAUGGUGAAAAGGGACAGAAAAUGCAGUUGCCAGAGAAGAUAAAUGCUUACUUGCCGAUCAGUAUCAGUGCGAAUGAUCAGCUGCCGAAGACAGUGUGUCUGCAAUGCAUAGACAGCUUGGAAGCUCACCAUGAACUGAUGGAGCAGUUCGCGUGGGCGCGGCAGCGGUUGGCAACAUCAAAGACACUCGAUGGGACCAAGAAGAAGAGCGAGGCCAGGGCAUGCGACCUGCACGUGCCCGGCUGCAGUUCUGCCAACACGUCAACAUCCGUGGUGGGCGACGCGCUGUCGCCACCGUCGUCCUCAUCACAAGUGCGGGAGUAGUGUGUGAUCGGUGUGUUCGUGUCCAGCUGUAUGUACUGCGUGUUCGAAGUGUUCUUCCUUUCGGUCAUGUCGACAACUUUGUACAUAAACUAGUUUUUACUUGCGUUCUUUAUUGUACUACAUCAUUUUCUAUGCUUGUAAGUGAUACAUGAAAUGAGUUGUUUAGCUUAGAUGUGUUCUUCAAAUUUUUAUGCAGUUUUCUUGUGUGUAUUAUAUAUUACUAUUCAUUUAAUAUAAAAGCUAUAUAUUUUUAAUAAUUUUUAUUUCCGAUGUGUUUUGAAAGUAAAAACACCGGUUUGCAAAAUUAAAUGUCUCAUGAUAUAAUGUGUUUUUUUUUUUUUGUGUUUUUCGUUUGAUGAUUGUUAACUGGUGUGAAUAAUGUAAGUUUGAGUGUUUUGGCUAACUGUUUCCAACAAGUUCACAUACUUGAUGGUGUUAAUAUGAUGGUACUGUUAUGUAUAUUUGUUUGUGUAAUAUGCUAAUAAUAUAACAAUAUAACCACUCUGUGUGUCUUAAAGUAAA
Molecule: messenger RNA, 1065 nt
Organism: Bacillus rossius redtenbacheri
Lineage: Eukaryota; Metazoa; Arthropoda; Insecta; Phasmatodea; Bacillidae
Exons: 3
Coding region: 139-543 (134 amino acids)
Cellular component (GO): nucleus
Molecular function (GO): zinc ion binding
Source: RefSeq, a predicted model, not a curated record